UUCUUUCCGCAUGCGGCGCCAAAUGGUGCAGUCGCCGUCCAAUAUGAAAUGAGACCAGCUGCUGGUGUUCUGUCGAGACUAGGACAGUAAAGAUUUAGGUACAACGCUGAAGAGCAAAGCCUUUGAUCCGCUCUAGGUUCCUUGCAAGCCUCUGAGUUCAAUCUAGCUGCCACAUCCUCCUUAUUCACACACCAGAUUGCGUCAACUUCAAGGCUACUACGACUACCACGGUAUUUUGGGUCGCAUUAUAAUCUCAUAUGGGUCCGCCACGUCGUCUCGACCUCCCGCAGCAGCCGUCGCAUCGCGCGGCGCUUGAAUCGGCCGACCUGCCGUCGCAAAUCGACAUCCUGCAGGCCAUGAUGGCGCGCCACGGCCGGCCUCUCCCCGGCCGGCAGCACCAGAAGCACGUCCACCAAAACCACGCGAGUCCCGCAAGUCCCGCAACCCGGCCCGCGGACUCGGCCGGUGGGGAAGACAGGGACGGCGGCGGCGCGUCGAGCGAAGAGGAGCGAUCGCAGGGGAUGAUUGAGGAGAGCAGCAGCAGCCGGAGCAGCACCAGUGGCGAGCACAGCACCGCUGACGCGCAUCCGCCGUGCACUGCAGGCGACAGCAUCAGCGGCAGCGG
Closterium sp. NIES-67 is the source of this 625-nucleotide messenger RNA. NCBI's taxonomy places the organism in Eukaryota, Viridiplantae, Streptophyta, Zygnematophyceae, Desmidiales, Closteriaceae. The record is from the annotation of a GenBank genome assembly.